ACGUGGACCCCACCUCAAAAGAACACCCUGCAGUCGGCGGACCUUCCGCGGCUUCCCCUUCCUUCUCUGGCUUACACACCAUCGCUGCGGAGGAAAAACAGAGCUUACGGGGAGAGGGAGAGAGCGCAUAGCGAGUUGCGGGCGUCCUAUGCUCUGGUUCUGCCACUUAUAGCAGCGUUUCUGUGCCGCAAUUUAUGUUGACUUUUGGGUUAAUUGGCCUUUUCAUCAGCUGAAAAUGCAAGCUUCAACGUAUGCAGUGAAAGGAAGCGUAGGGGUCGAAGUUCGAAACAAUAGGUUUUCACCUGGUUUUGGGGUAUUUAGGAAGAGGAAUCUCUGCAUGACAGAUAGGGGCACCUGCUGUGGACUGCGUCUGGGUUCAGUCGCCAUGGGAGCCGAGCUUGCCCGUGCAGGAACUGCUGUCGAAUGUUUGUUUAGGUCUGCGGUGAAGGCCCGAUCGGUCAAGGCACAAGUUUCUGAUGGGGAUCUUGAGGAUGCUCCUUUAGACAAGCCUCUGGGAAAAUCUACUGGAAUUGUUUUACCAUAUGUUGGCAUUGCUUGCUUGGGAGCUAUUUUGUUUGGUUAUCAUUUAGGGGUGGUCAAUGGUGCUCUUGAAUACCUCUCUAAAGACCUUGGGAUUGUUGAAAACACUGUUUUACAAGGAUGGGUUGUUAGUGCAAGUCUAGCUGGUGCCACCAUUGGUUCAUUUACUGGGGGAACAUUGGCUGACAAGUUUGGUAGAACAAAGACUUUUCAAUUAGAUGCAAUUCCGCUUGCUGUUGGGGCAUUUCUUUGUGCCACAGCUCAGAGUGUGCAGACAAUGAUUGUUGGUCGUAUACUUGCUGGAAUUGGAAUCGGCAUUUCUUCUGCUAUUGUGCCACUUUACAUAUCUGAGAUAUCACCAACUGAAAUUCGUGGUGCCCUUGGAUCUGUAAACCAGCUUUUUAUUUGUAUUGGGAUUCUUGCAGCGUUGGUUGCUGGAUUACCUUUGGCAGGAAACCCUCUAUGGUGGAGGACGAUGUUUGUCAUUGCUGUGGUCCCCUCUAUUCUAAUGGCACUGGGAAUGGCAUUCUGUCCAGAAAGCCCUCGGUGGCUUUUUCAGCAAGGAAAGAUCUCUCAUGCUGAGAAGGCUAUCCAAACACUAUAUGGAAAAGAAAGAAUAGCUGAGGUUAUGCAUGAUCUGACAGCAGCUGGCAAAGGUUCUGUAGAACAAGAAGCAGGGUGGCUGGACCUAUUCAGCAGCCGGUAUUGUAAAGUUGUGAGUGUUGGUGCGGCCCUAUUUUUGUUCCAACAGUUUGCUGGGAUAAAUGCUGUUGUAUAUUAUUCUACAUCAGUGUUCCGCAGUGCUGGAAUUGAAUCUGAUGUUGCAGCCAGUGCUCUUGUUGGGGCAGCAAAUGUCUUUGGUACAGCAAUUGCAUCAUCCUUGAUGGACAGGCAAGGAAGGAAAAGCCUUUUGAUUACAAGCUUUUCUGGAAUGGCCGCUUCAAUGUUGCUGCUGUCCUUGUCUUUCACUUGGAAGACCCUGGCAUCAUAUUCAGGCACCCUUGCUGUUGUUGGGACUGUUCUGUAUGUGUUGUCAUUUUCACUUGGUGCUGGUCCUGUGCCUGCUCUUCUCCUUCCAGAGAUCUUUGCAUCUAGAAUUCGAGCAAAGGCGGUUGCUUUGUCAUUAGGCAUGCAUUGGAUAUCCAAUUUUAUCAUCGGCCUAUAUUUCUUGAGUGUGGUAAACAAGUUUGGAAUCAGUUCGGUGUACUUGGGAUUCGCUUCUGUUUGUCUUCUUGCGGUCUUGUACAUAGCUCGAAAUGUUGUGGAAACAAAGGGGCGAUCAUUGGAGGAAAUAGAACGUGCUCUUAGUCCUGCAACAUGAUCUCGUCCUUCAGAAGUUGAGGAAGCUGUUACAGUUCCUGUUGUGGCGGGCAAAUAUUAACUUGAGGAAGUUUAUUUCUCUUAACCUGCAUUCUGCUGUUUUUUGCGCUUGAAUAUUUUGUAAUCAGCUUUGGUAAAGCAGCUCAUGCAGUCCAGAGUUGUAGACCUAUUUAAAUAAAGCUUGAUAGUAUAUCUGCAAGGUUUUUCCA
This is a messenger RNA of Malania oleifera, 2069 nucleotides long. Its product is annotated as plastidic glucose transporter 4. The record is from RefSeq and is a predicted model, not a curated record. Gene Ontology annotation, biological process: transmembrane transport; carbohydrate transport. NCBI's taxonomy places the organism in Eukaryota, Viridiplantae, Streptophyta, Magnoliopsida, Santalales, Ximeniaceae. Bases 236 to 1861 code for a protein of 541 amino acids. Gene Ontology annotation, cellular component: membrane. The transcript is spliced from 14 exons. Gene Ontology annotation, molecular function: carbohydrate:proton symporter activity.